Ceutorhynchus assimilis (cabbage seed weevil) is the source of this 1889-nucleotide messenger RNA. Lineage: Eukaryota; Metazoa; Arthropoda; Insecta; Coleoptera; Curculionidae. The record is from the annotation of a GenBank genome assembly.
UCAAAAGUCAAGUCAAAGUCAAACCAAACAUUUCUUUGUAAUUUUGGCCGUUUUAUUUUUUAUUUUCUAGUUGUUGUUUUUCGUGUUUACUCCACUAAAUUCCGUGUAUUAUUAGUUUAAAAUGUCGGAAAACCCUGAUGAAUUACCAGCUUAUCUCAAAGACCGCAUUGAACGUAACCGACAAAAAGCAAUUGCAAUUAAAAACAGUAAACUUGUUCAUCACCCUUAUGCAAAAAAAGAAAUUGUCUCAAUAGACAAAACUACAAUUAAAAUUGGGGCAACUAAAUAUAAGGACACAGGUGGAGGUUUCUUAUUAGAAGAGCAUCCAGACCAACCAGAUGAAAAUAACUUACCACUUGUACAACCAGAAGCACCUAUAAUAGAACCAGAUCGUCCCCAAUGUAGAGAUUGUAAAAAGCUAUUUGCCACUUCAUGGUUGUUCGAUACAUUUGACUGUAAAUGUUGUGAUGAGUGCAAAGAAUCUGAUACAUAUAAGCUUAUAACAAAAACCGACGCAAAAACCAAAUACCUCCUUCAAGAUUGUGAUCUAGAAAAACGUGAACCUCCUCUAAAAUUCAUAACACGUAAAAAUCCCCACAACGUCCAUUGGGGCGACAUGAAGCUAUAUUUGGAAUUGGAAGUGGAGAAGAGAGCAUUCGAAAUAUGGAAUAAUGCUGAGGGCUUGGAGGAGGAAAGGGAAAGAAGAGAAGAGAAAAAAGUCAUAUCAAAAACUAAAAAAUAUAAUAAACAGUUAAAAGAGUUGAGAAUGAAUAUGAGAAGCAGCUUGUAUGAUAGGACUAGUGCUGCAGCUCACAGUCAUGAAUUUGUGGAGGAGGUUUAUAAUGAAGAAGAUGAUACUUAUUCUCGAAAAUGUACUACUUGUCCUUAUGAAGAAACUUUUGAAAAAAUGUAGAUUAGAAAAUCUUUUUUAGAGCUCGCAACGUUUUCAAGUUUUGAACUACAUUAUUUAUCUUAUUAUUUAUCUUAUUAUUUUUUUUUUUAAAUGGUUUCUGUUUAAAUUCAAUGAUUCAAUUGAUAUUGCCAAGCCUGUUCAUCACCCUGUUGUUCUCUUCAUAUAUUAUUUCAAUUGAAGAUACGGUCAAAUUUAUUUUUCUGUACAUCAUACACAAAAUAACAAAGAAUAUACUUAAUGGUUCCAUCACAAUAUUAAUCCCUCUCAAGAUUUCAACAGCGUACACCUUUUCUGCAUAAAACAUUUCCAUCAUACUCCAUUUUGAGAUACCGCAACUUACCGCUCAAAUUGAUGUUGCAUUUACGCAUCCAGUUCACUGAUCUAAAAAAUAAAUGGAUAAACAAUCGUACGGCUCGAUUGGCUAAACUUGUGCAUAAAUUUGGGGUCAAUAUUCUAUGAACAAUUGUGCAACGGAACAGCCUAACGCCUGCGCAGUGUCUCAUCUUUCGAACAACUGUUCUAAAUUUUGAAAUUCCUUCAUUUUCAUUGGCCAGAUUUUGUGCACGCACAGUACAUAUAUCUACUGCGCACACUCACAGCUGUCCCAGUUGUUUACAUUAGGUUUAACCAAUGAAAUUCAUUCUGACUGGUUUGUGAUUUCUGCAGAAACAGACUUAUUAUGACCUCGUAAAUUAGCAGCAUUCCAAGCGUUCUUUGUUUAUCCAUUUAUUUUUGAGAUCAGUGGUCCAGUUUUGAUUCGGUAUGUCAUUUCUGGAAUCGGGCAAUGUGUAUAAAGAGAUGGCAUUUUGUUUUAUGUUUCUUAAGUUUGCUGUUGGCUUCUACUGUUAGUUUUAAAAUGGAACUUCCAUAAAAAUAAAUAAAUGGAGAGAAGUACAGCUUUUGAACACAUUAAAACUUGUUUCUGAUGUUGAUUUUUCAAAAUAUUUUAAAAAUAUAUACUGCUGUGCCGAUUUCA